ACAAUAGAAAAUAAAUGUAUAUAUUUUUAGAAAAUUAGACUGGGAGAAAAGUUUGACUUACACAGGAAUAAAGUCCAAAUAAUACCAAAUAUUACUAGGAUAAAAUACAGGUCAUAUUCUAAUGAGAAGAAAAGUCUCACUUUUUUCAGGAACAAAGCCAUAAUAUUAUGUGGAAAAAUAAUGCCAUUUUAGAGAGUCAAAUAUGAAAUUAAAAAAGAUGUGUUAAUUAGUCGGGCUCCAGCAGCCCCCCGCAACUCUUGUGAGGAUAAGCGGUACAAAAUGAAUGAAUGAAUGAAUAAACGUUAAUUAGUGGUAAUAUUAUGAGGCACAAAAUGAAAUAAAAACAGGUUUGGGAAAAAUAAUAUGUAAAUGAAGUCAAUUGUUUAAGAGGAAAAAUAUGCUAAUUGGCAUUUAAACCUCAGCUGGUGUUAUUCAUCAGUACAUACAAAUAAAUCUAUUUAUUUAUGAAGAAGUGAACAACUAUUAAUAUAACAAUGUUCAACCAAUGUUCGCAUUUGUACAUAACAAUAAUAAUAAUCAUGCAUUUCUUUUUUGUUUUUAACAAUGAAAGUUAAUAUUUAGUUCAUAUUUAUAAAGUCAAUAUUUCUACAUGAAAAAUGGGGUGAUUUGCACUGUAGCUUUUUUAACCAGUGCUUUCGUGCCAUGCAUGUGUAAAACGUUGACCGCCGUUCAUAUGAACACAUAAAGCAAAACUCAAGUGUGUAAUGUGUCACACCGCACAUGAUCGACACGCCGCACACACACACCUGUCCCCAUUUAUAACGGGACAUCCGGGCUAUCCUCCCUGAUGCUUGUUUCACCGCUGCUCCUAAUCCCCCUUGGCUCGACAUUCGGUAGCCCCCGACUCAUCACCGCAACGAUCUGAUAAAGUCAUCGGGAGAUCAGCGCAGUCAAUAAAAACAGAUUUAUACACCGUAUGCUAUCGGGGAAGAUGUGAAGAGCGUUCCAAGGCUUGGACGGACUAGUUAGCCUGCAUUGGUGGCCAUCCGUCUUCCCUCCUUUGUGUCCUCUUCCUACGAAUGAAGGCUUUCUCACCUCAGUCCAGAAUGGGAUUGUUAGCACCUCUGAUAGCCUUGUGGCUCCUCGUGCCCCUCGCUGGCUGUGGCGCCCAGACAUUCACCAGCUUCCACCCGGAGCGGCGGGACUGGUUCCUCAACCACCUGACCGUCCACCAAACCACAGGGGCGGUGUACAUCGGAGCAGUCAACCGUGUCUACAAGCUCUCAGGCAACCUGACCCUCCUGGUGUCCCACGACACGGGCCCCGAGGAUGACAACAAGGCCUGCUACCCGCCCCUCAUCGUGCAACCCUGCUCAGAGCCCCUGGUGUCCACCAACAACGUCAACAAGCUGCUCCUCAUCGACUACUCGCAGAACCGCUUGCUAGCUUGCGGCAGCCUCUACCAGGGCGUCUGCAAGCUCCUCAGACUGGACGACCUGUUCAUCCUCGUGGAGCCGUCGCACAAGAAAGAGCACUACCUCUCCAGCGUCAACCAAACUGGGACCAUGUAUGGGGUCAUCGUGCCUUCGCAGGGCCAGGACGGCACCCUGUUCAUUGGGACGGCAGUAGACGGGAAGCAGGAUUACUUCCCGACCAUCUCCAGUCGAAAGCUUCCCCGUGACCCCGAAUCGUCCGCCAUGCUCGACUACGAGUUGCACACUGACUUUGUGUCCUCGCUCAUUAAGAUACCGUCUGACACGCUGGCGCUGGUGUCCCACUUCGACAUCUACUACGUGUACGGCUUUGCCAGCGGCAGCUUCGUCUACUUCCUGACCGUGCAGCCCGAGACGCCAGAGAACGGCAUGUCGUCCAGCAGCUCGGCCAGCGACCUCUUCUACACCUCGCGCAUCGUCCGCCUCUGCAAGGACGACCGCAAGUUUCACUCCUACGUCUCGCUUCCCAUCGGCUGCGUGAAGAACGGCGUGGAGUACCGCCUCCUGCAGGCCGCCUACCUGGGCAAGCCGGGCCGCUACCUGGCCACCUCGCUUCACAUCAACGCCCAGGACGACGUGCUCUUCGCCGUCUUCUCAAAGGGGCAGAAGCAGUUUCACCGGCCGCCCGAUGACUCGGCGCUAUGCGCGUUCACCAUCCGUGACAUCAAUGCGCGCAUCAAGGAGCGCCUGCAGUCGUGCUACCAGGGCGAAGGACACCUGGAGCUCAACUGGCUGCUUGGGAAGGACGUGCAGUGCACCAAAGCGCCCGUGCCCAUCGACGACUCCUUCUGCGGCCUGGACAUCAACCAGCCUCUGGGCGGCUCCCAGCUGGUGACCGGGCUCACCCUCUACACCGAGACCCGCGACCGCAUGACCUCCGUCAUCUCCUAUGUCUACAACGGAUACUGCGUGGCCUUCGUGGGCACCAAGAGCGGACGUCUGAAGAAGAUCCGCGUGGACGGCCCCCCUCACGGCGGCGUCCAGUACGAGACGGUGGCGGUCAUGAAGGACGGCAGCCCCAUCCUCCGAGACAUGGCCUUCUCGCUGGACCGCGCUCACCUCUACGUCAUGUCGGAAAGACAGGUGACCCGGGUUCCCAUCGAGUCAUGUGAGCAGUACGGGACGUGCGGCGAGUGCCUGAGCUCCGGGGACCCGCACUGCGGCUGGUGUGUGCUGCACAACGUAUGCUCCCAGAGGAACCGCUGCGAGCGCGCCAACGAGGCGUACCGCUUCGCCGCCUCCUUGGACCAGUGUGUGAAGGCCACUGUGCACCCGGAUAGCAUCGCUGUGUCCGAGCCCAGCGUGCCGCUGCUGGUGAAGGUCAGCGACGUUCCGGACCUUUCAGCGGGAAUUACCUGCUCCUUUGGAAACUUGACGGAGGUGGACGGCCAGGUGAACGGCAAUCAGAUACUGUGCGUGUCCCCCGCCGCCAAGGACGUCCCCCUCAUCCCGACCGACCAAGGUACUGCAGAUUGGUCGGGCGUGGAGCUGAGGCUCAAUUCCAAGGAGACGGGUCAGAUGCUCAUCAGCACCGAGGUCAGGUUUUACAACUGCAGCGUCCAUCAGCUGUGUCUGUCAUGUGUGAACAGCGCCUUCCGCUGCCACUGGUGCAAGUACCGCAACUUAUGCACCCACGACCCCUCCAGCUGUUCCUUCCAGGAGGGAAGAGUCAACGCCUCAGAGGACUGUCCCCAGCUGGUGCGCUCCGAGGAGAUCCUGAUCCCGGUGGGGGAAGUGAAGCCCAUCACGCUGAAAGCCAAGAACCUGCCACAGCCCCAGUCGGGCCAGCGGGGCUACGAGUGCAUCCUUCACAUCCAGGGGGUCAGCCACCGGGUCACCGCCCUACGCUUCAACAGCUCCAGUGUGCAGUGCCAGAACAGCUCGUAUUUGUACGAGGGCAUGAAGAUCAGCGAGCUGCCCGUGGAUUUCUCCGUGGUUUGGAACGGCAACUUCAUUAUCGACAACCCGGAGAACAUUCAGGUGCACUUAUACAAGUGUGCGGCCCAGCGGGACAGCUGCGGCGUGUGCCUGAAGGCCGACAGGAAGUUUCAGUGCGGCUGGUGCAGCGGCGAAGGGAAGUGCACCCUGCGACGCCACUGCCCCCCCAUGAACCCUUACACCACACGCUGGCUCAACCUGUCCAGCAAGAACGUCAAGUGCACCAACCCCCGCAUCACCGAGGUGACCCCAGUGGCUGGACCCCUCGAGGGAGGUACAAGGGUCACCAUCCAUGGCACCAACCUGGGCCUGUCCUUCUCAGAUGUGGUGGGCAAAGUGGAGGUGGCGGACGUGAGGUGUGCUCCUGUGCAGGACGGCUACAUCAUCGCUGAACAGAUAGUGUGUGAGAUGGAUGCGGCCCCCGCUGACAGUCGACCCGGUCCGGUCCAGCUCUGCGUCGGGGAGUGCAGACCUGAACUCAGAGCUCGAUCCAAUCAGCUGUACUCCUUCGUGACGCCCACCAUCACUGGUGUGUCUCCCAGCAGAGGCCCAGAAUCCGGGGGCACCAAGGUCACCAUCAUGGGAGAGAACCUGGGCGCCGGCAGCAGCGUUAGCGUUAGGUUUGGAAACCAGACAUGCGAGUUCUUCAGUCGAACCAUGACGGAAAUAGUCUGCUGCUCGGCGCCAUCCCUGUCUGGCGUCGGCCCGGUCCAGAUCAGCGUGAGUGUUGACCGAGCCCAAAUCCGGGAGAGCCUCUCCUUCGAGUACAUCGAUGAUCCCACCGUGGUGCGCAUCGAGCCCGACUGGAGCAUCGCCAGUGGCCACACCCCCCUGAUGGUGACCGGCACGAACCUGGACGUGGUUCAGGAGCCCAGGAUCCGGGUCAAGUACGCGGGCAAGGAGUCUGUCAACGUGUGCAAAGUGUUGAACACCACCAGCAUGAGCUGCUCGGCUCCCUCCCUGGUGGAGGACUACCAUCCCGGUCCGGACACGGUUAAGCACGCCGACGAGUUCGGCUUCAUCUUCAACAACGUGCAGGCGCUGCUGGUCUACAACAACACCAACCUGCUCUACUACCCCAACCCGUACUUUGAGCCUCUCAGCACCACCGGAGUCCUGGAGCAGAAGCCAGGAUCUCCCAUCAUCCUCAAGGGCAGAAACCUGCUACCCCCGGCCUCAGGGGGCCUGAAGCUUAACUACACGGUGCUGAUUGGAGAGACCCCCUGCUCGGUGACCGUGUCCGAGAGCCAGCUGCUGUGCGAGCCGCCCAACCUCACCGGACAAUACAAAGUCAUGGUCCAGGUGGGCGGCCUCCACGUGUCUCCCGGCGCUGUGCACAUCAUGUCCGACAGCCUGCUCACCCUGCCCGCCAUCGUCAGCAUCGCCGCCGGCGGGGGGCUGCUCCUCAUCAUCGUCAUCCUCGUCCUCAUCGCCUACAAGCGGAAGUCGCGCGAGAACGACCUCACUCUGAAGCGCCUGCAGAUGCAAAUGGACAACCUGGAGUCACGGGUGGCCCUGGAGUGCAAGGAAGCCUUCGCCGAGCUGCAGACCGACAUCAACGAGCUGACCAGCGACCUGGACAGAGCCGGCAUCCCGCAUCUGGACUACAGGACCUACGCCAUGAGGGUCCUCUUCCCCGGCAUCGAGGAUCAUCCCGUCCUCAGAGAGCUGGAGGUUUCUGGAAAUGGCCAGCAGAAUGUGGAGAAGGCCCUCAAGCUUUUUGGCCAGCUUAUCAACAACAAAGUCUUCCUGCUCACCUUCAUCCGAACCCUGGAGAUGCAGCGCUCCUUCUCCAUGAGGGACCGCGGCAACGUGGCCUCGCUCAUCAUGACCGCAUUGCAGGGACGACUGGAGUAUGCCACCGACGUCCUCAAGCACCUGCUCUCCGACCUCAUCGAUCGCAACCUGGAGAGCAAGAACCACCCCAAGCUGCUGCUGCGCAGAACCGAGUCGGUGGCGGAGAAGAUGCUGACCAACUGGUUCGCUUUCCUGCUGCACAGGUUCCUCAAGGAGUGCGCCGGCGAGCCCCUGUUCAUGCUGUACUGCGCCAUCAAGCAGCAGAUGGAGAAAGGACCCAUCGACGCCAUCACCGGGGAGGCACGCUACUCCCUGAGCGAGGACAAGCUCAUACGACAGCAGAUCGAGUACAAAACGCUGAUCCUAAACUGCGUGAACCCGGACAACGAAAACAGUCCGGAGAUUCCGGUGAAAGUGCUCAACUGCGACACCAUCACCCAAGUGAAAGAGAAGAUCCUGGACGCCGUCUACAAGAACAUGCCCUACUCGCAGCGCCCCCGUGCCGUGGACAUGGACCUCGAGUGGCGCCAAGGACGUUUGGCCCGUGUGGUGCUGCAGGACGAAGACAUCACCACCAAGAUAGAAAACGACUGGAAGAGACUUAACACGCUGCUGCACUACCAGGUGUCGGAUCGCUGCGUGGUGGCGCUGGUGCCCAAACAGACGUCGUCCUACAACAUCCCGCCUUCAGCCAGCAUAUCGCGCUCCUCCAUCAGCCGAUACGAUUCUUCCUUCCGCUACACCGGCAGUCCAGAUAGCCUCCGGUCCCGCGCCCCCAUGAUCACGCCCGACCUUGAGAGCGGCGUAAAGGUGUGGCACUUGGUCAAGAACCACGAGCACGGAGACCAGAAGGAAGGAGACCGAGGCAGCAAGAUGGUCUCUGAGAUCUACCUGACCAGGCUGCUCGCCACCAAGGGAACGCUCCAGAAAUUUGUGGAUGACCUGUUUGAGACGUUGUUCAGCACCGUCCACCGAGGCAGCACGCUGCCGCUGGCCAUCAAGUACAUGUUCGACUUCCUGGACGAGCAGGCCGACAAACACGGCAUUCACGACACCGACGUACGUCACACGUGGAAGAGCAACUGCCUUCCGCUGCGUUUCUGGGUGAACGUGAUCAAGAACCCUCAGUUUGUGUUUGACAUCCACAAGAGCAGCAUCACGGACGCCUGCCUGUCUGUGGUCGCUCAGACAUUCAUGGAUUCUUGCUCCACUUCGGAGCACCGCCUGGGCAAAGACUCGCCGUCCAAUAAGCUGCUCUACGCUAAAGACAUCCCCAACUACAAGAGCUGGGUGGAGAGGUACUACGCCGACAUCAACCGGCUGCCGGCCAUCAGCGACCAGGACAUGAACGCCUACUUGGCGGAGCAGGCCAGGCUGCACUCCAGCGAGUUCAACAUGCUGAGCGCUCUCAACGAGAUCUACUCCUACAUCAGCAAGUACAGCGAGGAGAUCACGGCGGCCUUGGAGCAGGACGACCACGCCAGGAAACAGCGUCUGGCCUACAAGGUGGAGCAGCUCAUCGGUGCCAUGUCCCUGGAGAGUUGAGGGCGGGUGUGCGAGGGCAGGGACUGCUGCGGAUCCUUUCCAGAUCUUGCAAUACGGGAUCGCGUUAGUUGGCGUCCCGAAAGCCGUCCAUCGUGGCACAUGACCCCUGAGGUUCUAAACGAGGAUGGCGCGUCAGCAUGGAAGGACUUAUUUAUUUAUUGAUGUUGUUUCUCGGGACAAUAGUGUGUGUGCGUGUGGGACAAACGUUGAGGAGAUCUCACGCUGGACUGCUGCAUUCAGAUUUUAUUUUUGUACUUUUAUUUUUGACCUUUGAUUCGCAAGCACCGAGGAUUCCCAAGGAUUCCCAAGGAUUCUCAAGGAUUCCCAAGGAUUCCCAAGGAUUCCCAAGGAUUCCCAAGGAUUCCCAAGGAUUCCCAAGGAUUCUGGUGCUCUCCUUCGAAUGGAAGCAGGACAAAAGAUGAAAGGAAAGGGACGGAGGCGGCGAGCAAGCAAGGAGACAUCGACCAGUCCACUCGGCGAACCCUGACGAGGCCGCCUGUUAAUGUAGCAGCGUCGAUGAAGUGAAUGUAGAGAACCUCCGGGACGUUUUGCGGAGCUCGCCAAGAGCUUCCCAGACCUCCAAAGCACUUCCCUGGACCACCAAAAUCCUCAGUUUUAUCGCAUCCUUUUGCUUCUUCUGCAAGCACAUGCGUUCACCAUCCAUCCGUCAGCCAAGCGAUCGAUCCAAGUGCCAACACGUCGAGUCAGCCAGUCGCAGUGUUCGAUGGGACCGCCACCGAUGUCUUGGUCGACCGAGUGCCAAAAUCGGUUUAUGCUUUACAAGUGGAGAGUCGAGCACGCAGAGGUGACGCCACGGUACGAAACCAGACAUGGACAGUCGCAUGACAGCGAGCUUCCAAUCAGUUUGUGGAUUUUGUCUUCUCAGCAUUCCAGUACUAUAUUGUCCGAGAAUAACGCCGGAAUCAGAUUCACCUCUGGGUUUAAUGUCCUAAACUGCAGUUCUUCUUCAGUGUUCUUCAGGACUUCUGGAGUUGGGAGGACUUCUUACUGCCAAAAUGGGAGGUAACAAAAUACUUCUGGAAGACAAAUGCGCUUUGCAAAAACAGGACAUCAUGGAAAACCCUAUUCCUACCUCCAAGUACCUCCAAACUCAACAUUAAAUCCCAGCCAAACUCCAACCCUCCACCUGCAUAAACCUUACCUUGAUGCCAGCCCCAUCCCUAGUGCUGAACCCAACACCAGAAACACCAAACCCAGGCUUACACCAUCACCGACUCCAGCCUCAACACCAACAUCAACCCUAACCCCGGCCCUAGCAGCACCCUAACCCCAGCCCUAGCAGCACCCUAACCCCAGCCCUAGCAGCAAACAAAACCUUGACCUCACCAGAACCCUGUCCCCAACUGUAAGCCUGACCCCAGCUUUAACAACAAGACAAGUUGUAAUCCCACCCCCAACCCCAACAUCUAGAACCCUGAAGAGCACCACCUUCAUAGCGGUCUCAUAGCAUAGCAGCAGGGUCCGCGGUUUGACCCGUCUCUGGACAGACCACCCUUCUGGGUGGGGUUUUUUUUUGGCGACUCCCACUUUUCAACGACAGUGUCUUCCCAAGCUCGGCGCCUAAGUAUUGUAUCCUCGUCAUACCUCACGUUGCUUUCACAGAAACCAGACCUGAAUGCCUUCUUCCCCUCGUCAAGGAAUGGAAAUGUUUGCCUCAGUUUACGCUCAAGCUUUUCAUUCUCAUUUCAUUCUCCUCCUGUUUCCGCCUUUUUACUUCCUGCUUGGCUGCUUUGUUUUUAGUUGCACUGGUGCGUCCAUGAGGGCACGUCUUCAAGCAUCUCAACGUCUUUUUGUCGAUGCUGGAGAUCCUUUGUUUCAUUCUUCCUUCUUGUGUUUUAUUCUUCCUUCUUGUGUUUUAUUCUUCCUUCUUGUGUUUUAUUCCUCCUUCUUGUGUUUUAUCCUUCCUUCUUGUGUUUUAUUCUUCCUUCAUGAUCCCACAGCCCAGCCUCCAUCUGUUUCUCUGUCUUACCGUUUCUUUUUCUGGCUCGCGUCUUUCCGUCCACCAAACAAGACAUCUUUUACUGUAUGUGCAGAGGGAUCAAUGUACCCCCCCGCCGCCCCCCGCCCCCCGCUCCCCAGUAGGAAACAAGUAUCCACACCUUGUACAAAAAACCUUUGUAGACACUGGACUCCUGUAAGAUAAUAAUAAUAAUAAUGAUUAGUGACGAUGAUGAUAAGAAUUGCUGUCUGUCUUUGUUAUUUUAUAUUCAAAAAGUCUUGUGAAAAUUGUAAGAAAAUGGAGGUAUUUAACUUGUUUUCUUGGUUUUUUUUAUUUGGAUUGAUUUUGUUUUGGUAUGAUAAUAUAUUAUUGUGUACUUAUUGUAAAUAUGAAGCACACCUAUUUUGCAAGCCAAGGAUUGACUUUGUACCAUUGUUAUAUAUGAAUAAACUUUGCUGGUUUAAAAGUG
Molecule: messenger RNA, 9163 nt
Organism: Doryrhamphus excisus (bluestripe pipefish)
Lineage: Eukaryota; Metazoa; Chordata; Actinopteri; Syngnathiformes; Syngnathidae
Source: RefSeq, a predicted model, not a curated record